This is a messenger RNA of Ceraceosorus guamensis, 2019 nucleotides long. RefSeq lists its product as hypothetical. The transcript has 4 exons. The record is from RefSeq and is a predicted model, not a curated record. NCBI's taxonomy places the organism in Eukaryota, Fungi, Basidiomycota, Exobasidiomycetes, Ceraceosorales, Ceraceosoraceae. The annotation marks the transcript as partial.
AUCGAUUUGGUGCCAUCGGCUGAGAUGGCCGGAACGUCAUUGAUCGAAAUUCCUGAGCGGCCUCAUAUCACUGGCCACGCUCACGCGCAUGGACACGGCGGGCCAACUCAGCUGUCUCUGAACGAGACGACCCUAUUUCGAUCGCACGGUCCCGAUCCUUUGAGUUACAUGGAGUGGGACUUCUCUUGGGGUCUUGGCAGGACGUCCGAGCUCGCUCGUUUUACAGACGAAGGCAUGAGGGGCCACAACGUGUCAUCCGAGGCGCACUUGAUGGGAGUCUCAGAAGGCCGUUGGCGCACUCUCGUAGAUGCGGACGAUCUGAUAGAGAGGCGCGCUAUCGAGCAAGACAUCCGCAACAGACUCGGCCAGACUACUCAAGAGCCAAGCAGACAUAAAACGCUUCUGCUCCUCCACGUUGCAACAUCCAUUCUCGCCUGCAUCUUCCUCUUGCCGACGCUACUCGUACUGCGUGCUGCGAGUUCGAGGCUCGCGUCCCUCUUUGCCGUGCUGUACAUGGGCACUUUGAGCGGAUCCAUGUUACUCUCCUUCCUCUACAAGGCUAUGACCCCAAACCUGUACCCGAGCAGCGCGCAUGGCGGCCUGGGAUGGGCCAUCUUCUGGAUCUCCUGCAUCGUCUUCGCCGGCGAUUUGUGUCGGGCCCUUCAAGAGGAAGUGCCUCGUGCAUCUCUGCGCACUGAGUCCGAACACCACGUCCGUUUUGCUGACCUACACGAGAACCUCGGUCGGGGUUGCCGGAUGAACAGCGGUAGCUCGCGUGGGAGCGGUAGCGGCAACGGUACUGCGUCUCCGACCAGCACCUUGUGCGACACUCCUCGCCAGAUGAGCUUCAGCGAAGAUGGGCACAAUCGCGCCACCAGCAUCGGAGCAGCGCUACCGUUUUUGUCCUGGAAGUUGCGUGGGCAGGACAGCAAGGAGCCAGUCCAAAGCUCAGCUACGUCCAUGGGAGCAGGGAAUACGACACGGUCACCGACGUCCUUGUGGGGUUCAAUUCUGGAUUACACGCACGUCACUGUUGCUCGCUCCCUUACUCUCAUUUCAUUUGCUGCUGUCUACACUGGUAUUGCGGUGUACACUGGCUCGUGUCGCGGCGAUUACAAGAACACUUGCCUUGCGCACGGCAUCAAGGGAGGCAUCUUCUUUGCCUAUGGCCUGCUGACAUUUGGUCGAUACCUCGGGGCAUACUCUGAGCUCGGCUGGGCUUGGAAUCAACGACCCGACGCGAAGAAUUCUAGAGAUAGCAGCGCCCCGUCGUGGCAACGUAACGCAGUCUCCGCUGAAUGGGUAGAGUCCUUUGUUUGCUUCUUUUAUGGCGCCACCAACAUGUGGAUGGAGAGGUUUGGAGCAGAAGCAGGGGAUCCAUUCACCAUCAAGCAGAUUCAGCACAUCGGAAUUGCAGUCAUGUUCUGCUUUUGCGGACUUGUGGGCGUCAUUCUGGAGACGCGCUGGAUCAGGGAUCUGCUUGCUCGUUCUGCCGCACAAGCUCAUCCAUCAGCCCGGAGAGUUCGAGGCCCUCAAGAUGGCUGCGAGGAGUUCACGGCUGACGGAGAAGAUAGGAUCGUUGCUGCUCAGUCCCAGCCUCCAUCGUACAGCGGCUCUUUCAAUCCCUUUCCUGCCCUCGUUAUCGGUGUGACCGGGCUGGCAAUGGCUGCACACGCCCAAAAUAUAGAGUACGAGCGGGUAAUUCACGUUCUUUGGGGCAACCUGCUCGCUGGAUUCUCGGUCAUGCGUUGCCUGACCUACUUCUUUCUCUGGCUACGGCCGCCUGUCAGCGUCUUGCCUUCCCGUCCGCCCACAGAAGCGCUCGGCUCUUUCUCUCUCGCUUGCGGAGGGCUAGUUUUCAUGCUCAGCAGCGAGCAGGUUAGCCAGUGGGCGCUGCGGGCAGGAUACGCGGACGCCAUGGCGGUCGCCAACGUCAGCAUCGCCCUGAUCGCUCUGCUCUUCGCGUGGACAGCUGUACUGCUUCUUAUCAAGGCUGCGGCUAUGCGCAGAGAAGCUCGG